Trichoderma breve is the source of this 1122-nucleotide messenger RNA. RefSeq lists its product as uncharacterized. The record is from RefSeq and is a predicted model, not a curated record. The coding region runs from base 1 to 1122 and encodes 373 amino acids. The transcript has a single exon. NCBI's taxonomy places the organism in Eukaryota, Fungi, Ascomycota, Sordariomycetes, Hypocreales, Hypocreaceae.
AUGGCACCUCAAUCUAGCCCAGGGCCUUAUACCAAGGUAGUAAACGACACUGGUCUUGAUCAUGGAGAUAUUGCGCCCGCCAUCAUCUCUGUGACGAUUCAAAAAAGCGGCAACAAAAGGAGAGGCACCAACAAGGGCAUGGCAGGUGCUGGUCUCUACGCAGCUCUUCUGGGAACCGCGGGCUUUGCUUUGCCGCCAUCGUUGAGCUCAACAAGCUGGACAAUUGGAAUUAUAGGACUGCUUCUCGCCGGUCAAUCAACACAUGACAUAUCCCAAACGGACGACAGCAAGUCUCACUCCAGGGUGCUUUACCUAGGAGACGCCGCAUCCCUUGGUGUUGAUGAGCGAAAUACUAAUGAAAUUAUCAUGUAUCGAGCUUACAUGGAUGAAAAUAUACUCAAGAUUACCGAAUACUUUGUGCCCAAUGUCGGGUCUUUCUUGUACAACGUUAGUGAUAUCAUCAAAGGAUGUGCGCACGGGGGUACAAUGGACAGAGAGGUGAAGGAGUUGUUUACUUUCACUUUUCCAGAACCUCAGGUCAUUAAUCUGUACCGUUAUAUUUCCAUUCGUGGGUUGAGUCCCACGCCAAGCUUUGGGACGGAUGGUUCCGAGCUCCCCUCCAAUGGUCUUCCGAAGCAAGGCUCAUUGGUUUGGUACGACGCCGAUGGGAAAUUUCUGGCGCAGUGGGAUGGCGAUAAACAAGAAGAGAUAGUCGAUCGCUUUGGAGCCGGAUGGUUCGACUCCAACAACAAGGCCAUCCGCCGAAACCUAGUGUCGUUUAUUCAAGAGAUGAAGCCUCAGUUGAGCUCCAAUAUGACCAUCCUCCACCUGAGCGAUAAGUUCAACACCCCAGUGCUUGUUUUGAACAACUGGAAGGUCAGUGAUACAGGUGAUCGGGCAGCAAACGUGGCAACACAAGAGGAGGUCAUGCGCUUUAUCAAGACUGAUCAAAGGAACUGGGAUUGGGGGUACCAGUGGGAUAGCAACGGCGAUAUCUACCCCUGCAGCUCGCCCUAUUACUACCGAGUAGACUACAUGACUCGAAGCGAGGAUUCUCACCUAUUCUUUCCCCUUACUGAUAAGGAUUGGACAUAUACGACAAUGAUUGUGAAGAAAUUUUAA